AUGUAUAAGCUGGUCCUUUACCCGCUAAGGAGAACCUUCUCCACUAGCAUAUCCAAAUUAUCACAUUCGGUACCGAAAAGCUUGGAGAUUAAUGGAGUCUCCUACCAAUCAGAUCCAAAUUUCACUAACGUGACAGAAUCUAUCCUAAAUUUAACAGAUAGAUCACUCCAUUUAAACGAAUCACACCCGAUUGGUAUACUUCGUAAUAUUAUAGAGCACAGAUUUAACUCAUUACCAGGCUCUCAUUUUGCAACCUUCAAUCAUUUCAAGCCAAUAGUGACCAAAUGGCAAAACUUCGAUUCAUUGGGGUUCCCGAAAGAUCACCCAGGUAGAUCCGUAUCAGACACAUAUUAUAUCAAUGGAGAGACUCUAUUGAGGACUCAUACAUCAGCCCAUGAGCAAGAAUGUUUCCAUUCUAUUAAAGAGAAUAAUGAGGAAGCAUUUUUAAUAUCUGCAGAUGUGUACAGAAGGGAUGAGAUUGAUAGGACCCAUUAUCCAGUUUUCCAUCAAAUGGAAGGUGCACAUCUUUGGGGUAGAUCUUCGGAAGAAUUACACCAUUUGGAGAAGAGUAUUAAGGAGCUCGAACAAUUAUUGAAAAAUUAUACUACAAAGAUUGUUGUGAAGGAGGCCGACCCCUUUGAUGAUUCUACAAGACAACCAUAUAUGACUAACAAGGAAGCCUUGUUAUGUGAGGCACAUUUGAAAAGAUCUUUGGAAUUAAUUGUUGCAGAGGUUUUCAGCAAGAAGAUCGAAUCAAUGAAACUAAAGAAAUCUACUGAAAUUCCUGAUUCAUUACAAGUUAGGUGGGUCACGACGACCUUCCCUUGGACAACUCCUUCUUGGGAAAUUGAAGUAUGGUGGAAUAAUGAUUGGUUAGAAAUUUGUGGUUGUGGAGUAGUAAAGGAACAGGUAUUGAGAAAUGCAGGAUAUAAAGCUGACUCAAAGAUAGGCUGGGCUUUUGGUCUUGGUUUAGACAGAAUUGCUAUGCUAUUGUUUGAAAUACCUGAUAUUAGAUUGCUGUGGACUAAAGAUGAAAGAUUUCAUAAGCAAUUUAAGAAGGGCGAAAUAACAACAUUCAAACCAUACUCUAAGUACCCUGGUACCUUACGAGAUGUAGCAUUUUGGUUACCUGAUACUUCUGAGAAAUUCAAAGAAAUUCAUGAAAACGAUAUAAUGGAAAUUGUAAGAAAUAUUGCGGGUGAUCUAGUGGAAAGUGUCAAGUUAACUGACGAGUUUUUACAUCCUAAAACACACAGAAAAUCUCUGUGUUAUCGAAUAAAUUAUCAGUCAAUGGAUAGAAAUAUUACCAACGCUGAGAUAAAUGAUCUACAAAAUAAAGUUAAUCAUGAAUUAGUCAGCAAAUAUGGUGUAGAAUUACGCUAA
This is a messenger RNA of Naumovozyma castellii, 1383 nucleotides long. It is a transcript of the gene MSF1, whose product is annotated as phenylalanine--tRNA ligase. The record is from RefSeq and is a predicted model, not a curated record. The transcript has a single exon. Lineage: Eukaryota; Fungi; Ascomycota; Saccharomycetes; Saccharomycetales; Saccharomycetaceae. Bases 1 to 1383 code for a protein of 460 amino acids.